Phalaenopsis equestris is the source of this 1475-nucleotide messenger RNA. Its product is annotated as aspartic proteinase-like protein 1. The record is from RefSeq and is a predicted model, not a curated record. Gene Ontology annotation, molecular function: aspartic-type endopeptidase activity. Lineage: Eukaryota; Viridiplantae; Streptophyta; Magnoliopsida; Asparagales; Orchidaceae. Gene Ontology annotation, biological process: proteolysis.
GGUGGCCGGUGGCCGGCUAGGCGCAGCCCGGAGUAUUAUGAGGUGUUGGUGAGGAGUGACCGUCUCCGACAGAGGCAGCGGCUUGGUGGGGCUAGGUAUUCGAUGCUGUAUCCAGCCGAGGGGAGCGAGACUCUCUCUCUAGGAAAUGAUUUUGGAUGGUUGCAUUACACAUGGGUUGAUGUUGGCACUCCAAAUGUUUCAUUUUUAGUGGCAUUGGAUGCUGGGAGUGAUUUGUUCUGGGUUCCUUGUGAUUGCAUACAAUGUGCUCCCCUAUCUGGCUAUCAUGGUAGUUUGGAUAAAGAGCUUGGUAUGUAUAAUCCAGACGAAUCAAAAACGAGCAAACAUCUUUCAUGUAGUCACGAGCUAUGUGCAUUGGGCGGUAGUUGCAGAAGCUCGAAGCAACCGUGUCCUUAUACUGUUAACUACUAUUCAGAAAAUACGUCUACAUCUGGCUUACUAGUAGAGGAUACCAUGUAUUUGACAAAUUCUAUUGGUCAUGUAUCAAUACAAGCGCCUGUGAUUUUUGGGUGUGGAAGAAAGCAAAGUGGUGGUUAUUUAGCUGGUAUUGCUCCUGAUGGUCUUCUUGGAUUGGGAUUUGGUGAAAUUUCUGUUCCUAGCCUCUUGGCUAAGGCUGGAUUUGUGCGAAAUUCAUUUUCCAUGUGCUUUAAAGGUGAUGAUUCUGGUAGAAUAUUUUUUGGCGAUCAAGGGGUCUCCACUCAACAUACCACUUCAUUUGUCGCAUUGGAUGGAAAAUAUAUUACCUAUAUUAUCGAAGUGGAAAAAUUCUGUGUUGGAGCUUGGUGUUUUGGGAAAACUAACUUGCAAGCACUAGUUGACAGCGGUUCUUCUUUCACAUUUCUACCUGAAGAAGUAUACAAGAAAGUUACUCUGGAGUUUGACAGGCAAAUUAAUGCUUCAAGGUUAGAUUUUGAUGAUUCACCCUGGGAAUACUGCUACACUGCCAAUGCACUUGAGGUGCCUCAGAUUCCAGCUAUCUCAUUAACUCUUUCGGUGAAUAAGAGUUUCGAAGUUAUCAAUCCUAUCUUCUCAAUUUAUGACAAAGAUGGGCAUGAUUUGGCUGGAUUUUGUAUCGCUCUGCAAUCUACAGCAGAAAGUAUAGGAACAAUUGGCCAAAAUUUUAUGACAGGAUAUCAUAUGGUCUUUGACAGAGAAAAUUUAAAGCUAGGAUGGUCACGUUCAGAUUGUCAUAAUCUUGACAGCAGCGCAAGGGUUCCUCUUACUUCACCACCACCGCACAGCAGGACAAAUACUCCACUGCCGACGAACCAGCAGCAAAGCUCCCCUAAUGGCCGAGAGGUGACGCCGGCGAUCGCCGGAAGGGCUCCGACCGCCCCAUCUGCCGCUCCACCACUGGGAUGCCUCUGGUUUUGUUUCUUUUUCUUGUUACCGUCUCAGUUGUUUUUAUGUCUAGUUGUGUGAAUGUUAUAACAUUAAUAUAUAUAUAUAUAUAUAUA